CGCGGUCCUUUGCACCUUCCCGCCAACUGCUCAAUCAAUUGUGUUGCCACAUUUGCUCCAGUAUUGUUAUCGCUGUUGCUACAUCAUGUCCGGUCUGGAUAUGCUGCCUUCGUCUCAAUGCAGUAGUCUACCAACCUCCCCCACUGCCGCAUCUUCCUCGCUUGCCGCCAGCAAUAAACCCAAAGGGCAACCUUCCAUCACACCUCGACGCUUUACGAGGUUCUUCACACCCGUCACAACACGUUCAUCCACAACCUCAAAGUCGUCCAAGAGACUCAAGGAUGUCACCAAGAAUGCAGUCAACCAAGUCAAGUUCGGUGGCUUCCACGAUGUCCCUCAAUUCGAGACGCCACGCAAGAAGAGGAAGGUGCUACCCACUCCAGAAAGUUCUCCUGUCCAACCUCUUGACUCCUCACCCUUGAGGCCGCUCAACUACCACUACCACGUUCCGUCCAACCUUUCUCACCACCGUGACUUCGACUAUGAUGCUUCGGACAUUGAGGAAGAGGAUGAAGAAGAGGAGGAAGAGGAAGAGAAGCAUUUCCCGGAACUCAUCACACGCCUACCGAAUGUCGGAACAAGUAGUCGCAUCCUGCAACGGAGCUUUGGUGGUGGUAGAGCCAUCAAUCGUGGCAGGAUCAACGACCACUGUGUGCCUGAUUGGCAUGCCCAGACAGCCGACUUUUACAGCCGCCCUGAGGACUGCUAUAGCUAUCGUGGUGACGCUCUGCCGUUCUGUGUGACUCGUUGCAACACCAACUCUCUUGUUGCUAUUGGCGACGAGGAAGGCGGUGUUAGGCUGAUAGACUCGGCCUACACAGACAACUCCUUCUUCCAGCACCAUGUCAGCUUCAAGCCUCACCACAACGCCAUCAUGGACAUGGCCUUCUCCUCUGACGACUACUCUUUCGCCACUGGCUCGGGUGAUCAGACUGCUCGUAUCGUCGAUAUGCACACCCAGCAGACGCGCUACGUCAUGAAGGCUCACAAGUCAUCCGUGAAACAGGUUCGCUUCCAGCCUGGAAACGACAGCAUUGUCGCCACCUCUAGCCGCGAUGGUAGUGUCAUGAUCUGGGACCUACGCUGUCGCGGCCAGGAUGCUCCCGUUGCAGACUUUGUCGUCAACUUCGAAUCUAGCAAUGGCAUGGCGAACGCUGCUCAAGCUCAGAACAAUGUCACUUAUGCCUCCUGCGUCAAUAGUAUGCGCGAUGCACAUGGCCUGCAGCAUGACCGUUCUGACGUUUCCAUUACCGCACUUUCAUUCCUUCCAAACUCACGCUCUCACCUACUGCUAACUGCGACUGAAGCAAACGCUAGCAUCAAGCUAUGGGACCUGCGAGGCAAAUACACGUCUCGUCGUGGAGGUCCUUCACGCGACAGCUCGGUCCCUGUUUCCAGCACCCGCGAGCCAGAAGCCCAUAUUAAGCACCGCCAGUUCGGCAUUAGUAGUCUGUCCUUGAGUGGUGAUGGUAGCCGCUUCUACGCCCUAUGCCGCGACAGCACUGUUUACGCUUACUCCACCAACCAUCUCAUUCUGGGCUCUGCUCCCGAGCUUGAUGUUUCGAUCAACACACAAGCUUCAAAGUGGUUCCGACCCCGACAAGGACUUGCCGGUAUUGGUCCUCUGUACGGAUUCCGUCACCCCAUGUUCAAAUCUACAUCGUUCUACGUAAAGUCUGCCUUACGACCCGCCACAUCAGCCCACCCAGAGAUGCUUGCUGUUGGUAGCCGCGAAGGCUGUGCUGUCUUGUUCCCUACAGACGAGUCUCUCUUGCAAAAGAAGAAACCCAAGCAAACAAACUCGGGUUGCUCUACCCCUAUUAGCGAUCGUGAAGAGACGUCCGGUCUCCGCUCCCGCAAGUACCAAGACACAUCGCUGCCUAUAUACACUCAAGGCACCGCACUCAUCAGGGCUCAUGGUACGUCCGAGGUCACAAGCUUGACAUGGAGCACCGAAGGAGAGCUGGUCACUCUUGGGGACAAUUUCAGUGCAAGAUGCUGGAGAGAAAAGGACCGCAACGCCGCGAAAGACAUGCGGAUCUGCGGUGAAGGUCAAGGCGCUCGCUGGGGUUGGGGAUGGGCUGACGUUGAGGGAUAUGAUGAGGAGGAAGGAUGAUGCGACACUUGUGUACUCGCAUCAACACGAUGAAGAUGCGAGGGGCGGCUGUUCGAUGGUGGACUGUUAUGACUUGCUUUUUUUGUUUGCUCCGUUUUGAACAAGAAUAUACCCACAGCCUCUAUGGCGUAGCGCAGCAAUUGAGAUGGCUCUUCUCUUGCUUUUGUACUUUAGAAAUGUUAGACAGCUAAUAAAGAAUGACAUGGUUCUUACACCAAAA
Molecule: messenger RNA, 2336 nt
Organism: Aureobasidium subglaciale EXF-2481
Lineage: Eukaryota; Fungi; Ascomycota; Dothideomycetes; Dothideales; Saccotheciaceae
Exons: 1
Coding region: 86-2116 (676 amino acids)
Biological process (GO): proteasome-mediated ubiquitin-dependent protein catabolic process
Cellular component (GO): nucleus
Molecular function (GO): protein-macromolecule adaptor activity; protein binding
Source: RefSeq, a predicted model, not a curated record